This is a messenger RNA of Drosophila serrata, 1313 nucleotides long. It is a transcript of the gene Nil, whose product is annotated as Nilkantha. The record is from RefSeq and is a predicted model, not a curated record. Gene Ontology annotation, biological process: protein dephosphorylation. NCBI's taxonomy places the organism in Eukaryota, Metazoa, Arthropoda, Insecta, Diptera, Drosophilidae. Gene Ontology annotation, molecular function: protein serine/threonine phosphatase activity; manganese ion binding; magnesium ion binding.
AAGAGAAAUUUCUUUCAUUUCAUUUCGUGUCAAAAAUAUGUCUUUCUAUUAAUGUCAGAAACUUUAAGUACAAUACAAAGAAUGUGGAAAUAUAUAUUCCCCACAUACGACAAGCCCUAAAAUUUAAUUACAAAUUUAGAGUGUGAGGGAAUCCACAAAAUGGGCAGCUAUGCCGCAAAACCGGAAACGGAAAAGGAUGUGCACGUGGGCGAGGGCAAUGGACUUCGUUACUGCGUUAGUUCAAUGCAAGGGUGGCGAACAGAAAUGGAGGAUAAACACAUCGCUGCUUGUGGCCUUAGGAAACCCUACGAAGAUCUGUCAUUUUUUGGUGUGUUCGAUGGCCAUGCCGGUGAUCAUAUAGCAAUCCAUUGUGCCGAGAAUCUGCUGACCACCAUAACAAAUACAGAUCAAUUUUCUAAAGCCGAGUUCAAGGAGGCGUUACGAGAGGGCUACAUUCAGCUGGAUGCGCAGAUGCGAAAGAUGAAAUGGGAUAAGCCAGGUGCAACGACGGCAAUGACGGCGGGUGGAACGACGGCCACUUGUGUCCUGGUUACGCCAAAGAAAAUGUACUUGGUCAAUUGCGGCGAUUCUCGGGCUGUGCUUUGCCGGAAGGGAAAGGCCUCAAUUAGCACCGUGGAUCAUAGACCGACUUCGCCCAAGGAGAAGGCCCGCAUAAAAAAGGCCGGUGGCACGGUUAUCAUAGAUCGAGUGAACGGUAAUCUGGCCGUAUCUCGGGCAUUGGGUGACUUUCAGUACAAACGCAUCCACUGGCAGCCCUGCGAACAAAUGGUCUCUCCGGAACCCGAUAUAUUCGAAUGCGAUCGUGUGGUAUGCGAUGAAUUUGUGGUUAUUGCCUGCGAUGGCAUAUGGGAUGUGAUGAGCAGCCAAGAAGUCUGUGCCUAUAUCCAUUCACGGCUCCUUGUGACCGACGAUCUGCCAGAGAUUGUCAAUAGUAUUCUGGAUAUAUGCCUUCACAAGGAUAGUAGAGAUAAUAUGACACUGAUGCUGUUGCUACUUCCGGGCGCACCGAAGAUCAGUGAAGAUGCUGUGACAGCCGAUCGUAUUCUUGAUCAUAAAAUUGAGGAACUUACAAGGGAACUCAUUGAGAAGAACGAUAUAUAUUUCUUUCAUAAUCUGCUAGUUCUCAUGGAUCGAAAGGCAGGGGAAAUAGAAAAUCUACCGCCGGGCGGUGGACUAUAUGCCAAAUAUCAUGUUAUUAGAAGAGUUUUCCAUGAGAUGUUUCCCAAGAUGCCUGCUGAUCUUGAUUACACCUAUUAUUAAAUUUAAUUCUAAAUAUAAAUACAACAGUUAAA